Aaosphaeria arxii CBS 175.79 is the source of this 2421-nucleotide messenger RNA. RefSeq lists its product as uncharacterized. The transcript has 3 exons. Gene Ontology annotation, biological process: regulation of DNA-templated transcription. Bases 447 to 2129 code for a protein of 560 amino acids. The record is from RefSeq and is a predicted model, not a curated record. Lineage: Eukaryota; Fungi; Ascomycota; Dothideomycetes; Pleosporales. Gene Ontology annotation, molecular function: DNA-binding transcription factor activity, RNA polymerase II-specific; zinc ion binding.
CUCUUCAUCCACUCCAACGGGUCGCGACAGCAGAAUAACGACUGCGCCCUGCAUUCAACAUCGUUAUCGGGUUUAUGAGCAUGGUGAACCAUUUCCUUGAUGGAUGAAUAUCUCUAACCCUGUCCGCUUAGGCCCCUUUUUCACAGCCACUAUGCACGCAGCAUAGCUCUGAAGCCAGAUAUUUGCAUCCUCUCAUCAAAGCCAGUCUUUGAGGGUUACCAGUCCUGAUAUAAACACCAGUGCCGUCUGGGACGCAACAACAUAUACCCAAAUCCUCAACCUGGAUGCAGUGUGCAUCUCUAGGGCUCAUUCAACGGCUCUACAAACCCCGAUAAUCCGGGGGAACAGUUUGAUCAUAUCAAUGGCCUGGAAAUCGUGAAGCCACAUUCUAUAACUAAAUUGUCCAACAAGAUAUUCAAUAGAUCACAAGCGUUCUUAAAACCAGUAUGGUAUAUCGAGGCAAACCCUCCGCUGCCUGUGGUGAAUGUAGGAAGCGGAGAAACAGGUGUGAUCAAGCAAUACCAACUUGCGGUCAAUGCCGUAAAGCAAAACGCAACUGUCCGGGGUAUCGGAAUCAAGUAGAUCUAAUGUUUUUCGAUGAAAGCGAAGAGGUAGCCAAACGAAGUCAAUCAGGGACAGCAACACCGCCAGACCAUAAGGUUCAUGGUGCAGGGAGUAGUAGUAGCGACUUGGUCAUAUCUCCAACUACAGCGCCCACAAUCUUCCCGGCAAAUGUCCUCGAACAAACCGACGACUUAGGCCUCAAUUUCUUCAUGGCUAAUUAUGUUGGCUCCGAUUCUAUCAACUCCCAGUUCAUCUAUCUUCCUGAAUACUACGCACAAUCUGGUUAUAAGAAAUCCGAUCUUUGCAAUGGUAUACAGGCAGUGGGUCUAGUAGGCUAUGCAAGAGCAACUGGACGAUCUGAACUUGUCGAACCCGCGACCAGGAGGUACAUCACGGUCAUCAAGUCCGUCAACAAAGCCCUGUCUGAAGCGAACGCUGCUCAGAAUGACUCGCUUCUCCUCACAAUAUUAUUCCUUGCAAUGUUUGAAGUUAUGGUCCGGCCGCAUGGAAUUGGGCUACAAAAUGUAACAAAGCAUCUCAACGGAGCUUUAUCCAUGGCCUUGCUGCGUCUCAAAGAAGGCCAGCAAACUCCACUAGGGCGAAAAGUCUUCGGUUCCCUCUACCAAAGUCUAAUCAUGAAUUGUUGGAUUCAAAACAUACCCCUUCCAGCGGAUAUACCCACCAUCAAACGACAUAUGGAUCGAAACUCGAUGCACUCGGACUUUUUGGAAGUCGUUAUGAUGAUGAUGAGAUUUCGACAUGACCAGGAAACAGAGCAAAGAGAUGUCCCCAGCUCGGAAAUUGCGAAGGCUUUAGCGCUCGAUCAAAAGUUGAGGUCAUUCACACAGAGCAUGCCACGAGAAGGCCAGUACAAGACCAUCUCUAUGGAGAUUGAGAACCAACUAGUCUUCGACCGUAUUUAUCAUGUUUACCCCACGAACUUCACUGCCCAUCUCUGGAACAAUAUUCGUACAUCUCGAAUGCGUAUACACAUGGUGGUUGUAGCCCAGUCUCGCGUACUAUUGUCCUCGCCCGAGAGAUAUCAACAUACAUUCAUGGCAACACAACUCGAGGCAUCUGAGAACAUUGUGCGUUCUUUAGCACGAGACAUAUGUGCUACGGUGCCACAACUUGCUGGAUACAUUGAUGAUCUCCGCGGCUCAUCCUGUACACCCGAGAAUAAACUUGGGACAGAACUUGCCGGAACCACAUCAAGCGAGCGGGCAGCUGCCGGAUCAGCUGUCUCUAUCUCCGGGCCUCAAAUCUUAACUGAGUUGGCUCGAUCCGCACCGCCUAUUCCAACCUCCCCUAGGAGCACCGAUGAGAAUAAGAGACAAAGUUCCUCCAGUGUGUUGUUGAACCCCAAACCCGCCAGUCAAUGCCAACUACUUUAUCAACUCUGCACACUCAGCCAAAUAUCGCUCUUACCAAUUCAUCUGCGCCAUUGGGUCAACGAUCGUAUAGAGUAUGUGAAAAGUAAGGCUGAACCAGAAGAUUUGCAAUUGUUGGAACAAGCACUAGAAGAUAUGCCAUCGGCUGCGUUUCCCUUCUUUGUGAACAUCUGAUUAUGGGAUGAGUAAACCCCCUUUAACAACCGAAGUGGAGCACAAUCAGCAGCGCGGUAACUCGCUUCGGGAAGUUCGGCUUGACAGAUGAAUAAAAUAUCAGGCUUUGGAUUAGGAAAGAACGGUGCCGCAUUCAUAAACAGGAAUUCACACUUAGAGUUGUCAAAUGAUAUGUUAAGUUCACUUCCAAGUCUUGAGAAAAGCGCUUGGGGGAUUCGGAAUGCGAGGCGUAGCAGGAGCAUACAUACAUGAAGCGUUUCGGCAACGACAAAGAGAAUGAAAUGCAGAUAAA